CCCUGACAGAGUUCCGCCUCAUUGUGCGGCGUGGAUCGCGACUCUAGUUCCGGGGGCGGUUUCUCUGGUCCCUAAGUCCAUGAAGCCCCCGCCUCUGGCGCAGGGCGCCUUGGGAUAGCGGCGGGCUCACCGGGUCUUGGCCCUUUUCCAAGCACUCCCGAUGCCUCAUUUGCCUUUGGCUACUUUUCGACCACCGCUUUGGGGGCUGAGGCCCUCACGGGGCCUCCCCAGGUCAUAUCCCCUUUCCACCCAGUCAGAGCCCCAUGGAUCAUCCGUCUCCCGGAGGAACCGUGAAGCCAAACAGAAGCGCCUGCGAGAGAAGCAGGCGGCGCUGGAGGCAGGGAUAUCCCAGAACAAGUCACCUGUGGAAUCCAGUAAGGCCUGGACUCCUAAGGAGAUAGUGUUGUAUGAAAUCCCCACGGAACACGGUGAAAAGAAAGAUGUCUCCCGGCCCCUGCCUCCUGCAUACAGCCCCCAAUACGUUGAGGCUGCCUGGUACCCUUGGUGGGUGCGAGAGGGCUUCUUCAAACCAGAAUAUCAGGCCAGGCUGCCCCAGGCCACAGGGCAGACCUUUUCCAUGUGUAUCCCACCUCCCAAUGUCACCGGCUCCCUGCACAUUGGGCAUGCGCUGACGGUGGCCAUACAGGAUGCCCUUGUGCGCUGGCACCGGAUGCGUGGGGAUCGAGUGCUGUGGGUCCCUGGUUCGGAUCAUGCAGGAAUUGCUACUCAGGCUGUGGUGGAGAAACAGCUGUGGAAGGAGCGAGGUGUGAGGAGACAUGAGCUGAGCCGAGAAGACUUCCUUGGGGAGGUGUGGAAGUGGAAGGAGGAGAAAGGUGGAGAGAUCUGUGAGCAGCUCCGAGCGCUGGGGGCCUCCCUGGACUGGGACCGAGAACGUUUUACCAUGGAUGCUGGCUCCUCAGCGGCUGUGACAGAAGCUUUCGUGCGACUCUACAAGGCAGGGUUGUUGUACCGGAGCCGGCAGCUUGUCAACUGGUCGUGUACUCUGCGAUCCGCCAUCUCGGAUGUUGAGGUGGAGAGCCGGCCCCUGCCUGGCCGCACAGAGCUUCGGUUGCCCGGCUGCCCCACCUCCGUGUCUUUCGGCCUCCUCUUUUCUGUGGCCUUCCCUGUGGAUGGAGAGCCUGAUGCAGAGGUUGUGGUCGGAACCACGAGGCCAGAGACGCUGCCUGGGGACGUGGCUGUGGCCGUCCAUCCUGACGACUCCCGAUACACACAUCUACAUGGCCGACAGCUUCGUCACCCCUUGACUGGGCAGCUUCUCCCCCUCAUCACAGACUCCACUGUUCAGCCACACCUGGGCACGGGGGCAGUGAAGGUGACUCCAGCUCACAGCCCUGCCGAUGCGGAGCUGGGGGCCCGACAUGGCUUGAGCCUCCUGAGUGUCAUUGCAGAGGAUGGGACCAUGACCUCCCUCUGCGGGGACUGGCUGCAGGGUCUUCACCGAUUUGUGGCCCGGGAAAAGAUUAUGUCGGCACUGAGGGAGCAGGGCCUGUUCCGGGGCCUCCAGAACCACCCCAUGGUGCUGCCCAUUUGCAGCCGUUCCGGGGACGUGGUAGAAUACCUACUGAAGAGCCAGUGGUUUGUCCGCUGUCGGGAAAUGGGGGACCAAGCUGCCAAGGCUGUAAAGUCGGGGGCCCUGGAGCUCAGUCCCUCUUUCCACCAGAAGAACUGGCAGCACUGGUUUUCCCACAUUGGGGACUGGUGUGUCUCCCGGCAGCUGUGGUGGGGCCAUCGGAUUCCAGCCUACCUGGUUGUAGAGGAGCAUGCAAAGGGCGACAAGGAGGACUGUUGGGUGGUCGGACGGACAGAGGCGGAGGCCAGAGAAGUAGCUGCAGAACUGACAGGGAGACCAGGGGCAGAGCUGACCCUGGAGAGGGACCCAGAUGUCCUGGACACGUGGUUCUCCUCGGCUCUUUUCCCCUUUUCUGCUCUGGGCUGGCCCCGAGAGACCCCAGACCUGGCUCAUUUCUACCCACUGUCACUUUUGGAAACGGGCAGUGACCUCCUGCUCUUCUGGGUGGGCCGCAUGGUCAUGUUGGGGACCCAGCUCACAGGGCAGCUCCCUUUCAACAAGGUGCUGCUUCACUCUAUGGUUCGGGACAGGCAGGGCCGGAAGAUGAGCAAGUCCCUGGGGAAUGUGCUGGACCCACGGGACAUCAUCAGUGGGGUAGAGCUGCAGGUGCUGCAGGAAAAGCUGAGGGAUGGGAACUUGGACCCUGCAGAGCUGGCGAUUGCAGCUGCAGCACAGAGAAAGGACUUCCCUCAUGGACUCCCUGAGUGUGGGACAGAUGCCCUGAGAUUCGCCUUGUGCUCCCAUGGGGCGCUGGGGGGCGACUUGCAUCUAUCUGUCUCUGAGGUCCUGGGCUUCCGACAUUUCUGCAACAAGAUCUGGAAUGCCCUGCGCUUUAUCCUGAACGCCCUGGGGGAGAAAUUCACACCCCUGCCUGCAGAAGAGCUGUCCCUUGCCUCCCCCAUGGACGCCUGGAUCCUGAGCUGCCUGGCCCGCACCGCUCAGGAGUGUGAGCGGGGCUUCCUCACCCGUGAGCUUGCACUGGUCACUCACGCCCUGCACCACUUCUGGCUCCACAACCUCUGUGACGUCUACUUGGAGGCAGUGAAGCCGGCGCUGUCGCACUCGCCCCGCCCCCCAGGGCCUCCUCAGGUCCUGUUCUCCUGCGCUGAUGUUGGUCUCCGCCUCCUCGCCCCGCUGAUGCCCUUCCUGGCCGAAGAGCUCUGGCAGAGGCUGCCCCCCAGGCCUGGCAGCCCCCCUGCCCCCAGCAUCUGUGUUGCCCCCUACCCCAGUGCCCACAGCUUGGAGCACUGGCACCAGCCCGAGCUGGAACGGCGCUUCUCCCGGGUCCAGGAGGCCGUGCAGGCACUGAGAGCUCUCCGUGCCACGUACCAGCUCACCAAGGCCCGGCCCCGAGUGCUGCUGCAGAGCUCAGAGCCGGGAGAGCAGGGCCUCUUUGAGGCCUUCCUGGAGCCCCUGGGCACCCUGGGCCAGUGUGGGGCCGUGGGUCUUCUACCCCCAGGUGCAGCCGCUCCCUCCGGCUGGGCCCAGGCCUCACUCAGUAACACUGUUCAGGUCUACAUGGAGCUGCAGGGCCUGGUGGACCCCCAGACCCACCUGCCUCUGCUAGCUGCCCGAAGACACAGGUUGCAGAAGCAGUUUGAUGGCCUCAUAGCCCGGACCCCAUCAGAGGGAGAGGCAGAGAUUCAGAGGCAGCAGAGGCUUUCUUCCCUCCAGUUGGAAUUGUCAAAACUGGACAAGGCAGCCUCUCACCUCCAGCAGCUGAUGGAUGCGUCUCCUGGCCCAGGGGAGCUCUGAGCUCUCACUCACCAUCCCUGGCACCUUUCUCCCUUCUCAGACCUGCCUUUGAGGAAAGAUUGGGCAGCUGUCAGGGUGUGAUGGGGCCUCAGAGACCACGUGGUCUGGCUCCCUCUUUUUGUCAAUGAGGAGAUAGAUUGGCUUGGUCAGAGUGACUGGGUGUCCUUGAGACACUCAUGCUUUUGGCCCAGUCUCCCUCCUAUGCAGUCACACAUGGAAGUUCAAGAAUGAGGAAGUUCAGAUAAACUCAAAUCCCAAACCUGUC
This is a messenger RNA of Vicugna pacos (alpaca), 3611 nucleotides long. It is a transcript of the gene VARS2, whose product is annotated as valyl-tRNA synthetase 2, mitochondrial. The record is from RefSeq and is a predicted model, not a curated record. Gene Ontology annotation, cellular component: cytosol. Gene Ontology annotation, molecular function: ATP binding; aminoacyl-tRNA deacylase activity; valine-tRNA ligase activity. Gene Ontology annotation, biological process: valyl-tRNA aminoacylation. Lineage: Eukaryota; Metazoa; Chordata; Mammalia; Artiodactyla; Camelidae.